Pyrenophora tritici-repentis Pt-1C-BFP is the source of this 1296-nucleotide messenger RNA. The record is from RefSeq and is a predicted model, not a curated record. NCBI's taxonomy places the organism in Eukaryota, Fungi, Ascomycota, Dothideomycetes, Pleosporales, Pleosporaceae.
AUGGGUGGUUUAAGUGGUAACACAUCGUUCUUCUCCUUUGGGCCGAAUGAUAGCUUUAUCUCAAAGAGCUUUGCUGGACUACAGUAUCUCCAAGAUCUCCUACUCGGCAGAACAGUCGCCGAAGUCCACUGGGCAACACUCGGCCCCGUACCAGACUCCUGGAUCCUAAGUUCAAAAGACUCAGCCGGAACGAGCAGUUUACGCUGGGGUGCUUCCAUCCCAACGCGCCUACAAACAGUUCUGAGCAAAACAUGGCACUCACCUCACCUCCGCGCCUUCCUCGGUCCCCAUGAUUCCUUCAUAAUAUCGCAUCCUGAACUUCUGCGCUGGGCAAACCUCCCCCCAAGCCUAGAAGAUGCAUUGCAAUCCUGGCUCACGCCCUCCGGCUGGCGCGUCGGCCCCCCGCGCAUGGUAACGUGGGGCCCGGAAGGCGCCUUCUUUGCUAUGAGCGAGUACGGCGAUGUUGUGUACCGGCUUGGCGACCCAGACGCAUGGGACAUUUACAAAGAAACAGUUGAGGAAUGGAAGGCUGAACGGGGGUUUCUUUGGAACGAACUCGCGUUUAUCGCGCUGGAUCCUACGACCAACGAUCAAUUCGUCGCCAUACGGAAUGAUGGCACGUGGGCCGGCUCCAUCGACGACGUCAAUGAAGAUGCGCUAGAGGGUUUUGCGUUGAAUUACUUCGCCAGGACGAAACCGAAACAUAGGGCUAACGCUAGUACGUCGUCGAUGCCUGGUGGAGGCGGUGGUGGACAAACGCCAAACGGAACGAGGGACCCCCCACCAGUGAAGAAACCAGAUGCAGAACUCCAACCCCUCUACACAAAAUGGAGUACCGAAACCGCUGUCCUCUUCGCUACCGCCUCCGCUUCCACGGGUGGUUCCAAAGCAAAAGCCCCAAGGAAACUACAGGUCCGCUCUGUAUCCAGUAGUUCGGAUACCUCGUCCUCUCCCUCCCCCUCACCUGGCGGCAAAAACCAGGGUAAAUCACAACUCCUGUCGCAGUUCCCGUAUCUCCCAGCGGCGGUGACGACGUGCUCGCUUACUGCGUGUACGAUUCUAAAGGCGCAGGAUGCGAGUAUCCAUGCGUGUCAACAUGAUUUGGAGAGGCUGUUGAGGGCGAGUGGGUUGUAUAGUUAUGAGUGGUUGAGGCAGGAGAGACUUAGGUGGCAUCCGGAUCGGUUUGGGAGGUUGUGUGUGGAGGAGUGGAGGGAGACGGGGAAGAAGCUUGCGGGGGAGAUGUUUAAGCUUAUGAGUGUGUUGAUUGAGGAUGUUAAGCAUGCUGAGGGCGUGUAA